Molecule: messenger RNA, 3195 nt
Organism: Daldinia vernicosa
Lineage: Eukaryota; Fungi; Ascomycota; Sordariomycetes; Xylariales; Hypoxylaceae
Product: P-loop containing nucleoside triphosphate hydrolase protein
Exons: 4
Coding region: 1-3195 (1064 amino acids)
Molecular function (GO): ATP-dependent chromatin remodeler activity; ATP binding
Source: RefSeq, a predicted model, not a curated record
AUGUCUACCGACCCUAUCAAUGUGGUGAACCUCGAUAAUCUGAUCAUCAGACUAUUAGGGGUUAAAGACCCAAGAGAACGUUUAAACACAGAACUACCAGAAGGACGACAAUUGGAACACGUGGGUAGUGUAGCCCUUAAUCAGUUUAUUAAACCAGAAGCUCGAGCAUCAGUGCGUCGGCUAUCGAGCGAUUUCGAUUGGUAUGAAUUUCGAGAAUACUUACACAGGUGCAACAUAAUAGAGCGCGAUGUGCUCUUAGACCCAGGACCACCCUCAUCCGUAAUUUAUGCUGCCAGUUCCUGGAAUGUUCUUUUGGCUAGAGUUCAAUCGGGCGAUCAUCCGCUGACCGUGAAGUCCGACGGUUUGAGAUAUCUUAUAUUAGGCCCCCCGUCUGCAACGUGGAAUACGGCAGGAGCCCAAGCCGCAAUACCAGCUGGAGGUGGAGGUGGAGGAGGAGCUGGAGCUGGAGCUGGAGGUGGAGGAGGAGCUGGAGGUGGAGCUGGAGGUGGAGGAGGAGCUGGAGGCGGAGGAGGAGGCGGAGGUGGUGGAGGAGGUGGAGGUGGCGGAGGUGCAGGCCCGAGUUUAAUUCCAGGAAGACGGAUUGUGAGACCCGGUGCAUUGGAAUCACCUUUUCCUGGCUCUCAUGAUCGGAUAAUCAGCACACCUAGCCGUCGCCCAGUAGCGCCUGCUGCCGGGGCAUCAAGUGCUCGUCGAGGCGCGGGACGUGGUCCAACACCAGGCCGAGAUCUCCAGUCGGGUUCGAGACCGAUCCCUACUACAAGUGGCGAGGUGGAUAUUAAUGAUAUGAACUCUCUCGUCGAGGCCCCUAAUGCCCAACGCGACAAUGGCGAAGGUGAAUCAGGAGAUGCGGACGAGAGUAGCAUGGCAGACGGUGGAAACGCAAUUAUGAGAAUGCUCAACCUCGAGCAAGCAAAAAUUGAGCCGCCUGUAUGGGAAGAAGUUUGUGGGCUUUUCGGAUGUGAUACUAAUGUCACGGAGGUAGAAGUUCCAGGCCUUAGGUUAAGACUUAGGGGGUAUCAGAUGCACGCAGUUUACUGGAUGAUAAAUCAACCUCUUCGCAACAUCAGGGGCGGGAUGAUUGGAGACGACGUUGGGCUUGGAAAGACGGGGAUGACGCUGGCUACUAUCGUAAUUUCUCAUCAAAUUCAUAAAGCUUGGCGAGAUGUACAGCUCGAAUGGGAACAGAGGCGAAUAGUGGAGAGACGAGUGAAUUCGAAGGACCCCGUUCCUCGAUUCAAUCACCUUCCCGAUCAAAAAGGAGCACAAACGCCUCUCACGAAUUGCCCUAGUCAGGCGCAAUCUAGAUAUCGUUUCAUAUGCCCUUGUGUGCCGGGAUCGGUAGCUAAUCGGUUUGCGAGUCGAACAAUGGCGUCGGCUAGUAUAAUUGUCGCACCCUCAGAUUUACUUGAACAGUGGAUGAGAGAAGUUCAUAAAUGGAUUGACUUCUCGGAUGGAAGCGUUGCUGCAGAUAUGAUAUUUACUGUCGCUCACCGGUCUUGGAAUCGUAAGCCUGAGUCACACGAUGAAGAGGCUGUAGGCUUGACGCGGGGCGAGCUGCAAAAUUCGAAAAUAGUUCCUGUCACCACGCGGCGUAGCGUGCAAUCCCGAUACGUUAUAAUGGUAAGCAACCUCGGCGUGACAAAAUUGCUUGAUAUGUAUAAAACGGAGAUAGUGGACCCAAAGAACAGAAGAAGGAAGGUAUCAAUAUAUGAGCUAGGGGCCGGGUAUGUGUUCAUGGACGAGGUACACAAUUAUCAUGGGAGCAGGAAUAGCUCGACAGACCCUUUUAAGGCUCUAGAACGGCUCCGAGAUAGUUGCUCUAGAGCUCCUAUUGCCAUUGGUUUAUCAGCUUCGCUACUAGGCAGCGGUCCAAACCAUUGGCGACCAAUCAUCAACCAUAUUAUCGAUGCAGAGCCGCAGGCGGAGAAGGAGGCGCGAGAGCGCGAAUAUAAGCGGCUCUUACCAACAAUCGGAACGAUCAAAGAGUUAGACACAUAUGCAACUUCUUGGGAUUAUUUUGUUCAUAAUGAUCCGGACACCGAUCGUACAGGCGAAAAGUUUCGAGAGACUCCAAUUGGAAACCCCCCGGCACCUAUUCUUUGGGAGAUAUGCGAUAUGUUUGACGAAGAGGUCCAACGUUCCCAUCGAAGGUUGGCCAGUUUAGUGCGAAGUUGGCUAGACGACAAGUUUAAAAAGGCAAUGCUGGAGUGGGAAAAAGAUGGUAAAAGAGGCCCAGCACCGGUCAAGGAGUCGGUUCAAGCAAACGCACUAAACACCGGAGCUACUUAUACUUCAGUUAAUGCUUAUGAAGCGAUCAAACGUUCUUCGACAUUCCCAGCAGUCGCAAGACUCGUCUACGACCAGGUAAUUAAGUACGAAUUACUCUUAGGAAGCAGUAUUACAAGAUAUGCAAACGAUAUAACGAAUGCUCUCGAGCGGGGACUGUCUGAUCGAAUGGCGAAUGAAAUUAUAGAAGAGAACGUAAAAUCCACAUUGCGGAAAUCGGACUUAUGGGAUCAUCGAGAGGAAUUAGAAAGGACGUCUCCGAAGUUCCAUAAAAUAUGUGACUACAUCGACCAUAUAAUAUAUCUGAGGACAAACAUUUGGGAUAAUAGUACCGGAUAUCCCGACCCGGGACCCGAGCCGCAGGAUGGUAGUCGGGUUCGCCAUAUGUUAAUCUAUUGUGAUACUCAAGCUUCGGCCUUCAUAUUAUUUAUGCUGCUUUAUCAGAGGUACGGUCAGAAGAUUCAUUGGAUCUAUGCCCACGCCGGAAUACCACCCAACAGACGUUCCCCAAUGAUCGGACGGAUAAAUGAGGACUGUACCGCUCGAAGUCGGAAUAAGAUACUAGUAUCUACCUGCCAAGUGUCAGGAAAGGGCCAUAACUUGCAAAGGGCGAAUUACUGUAUCAUUCCCGAAUUUCCUCCAACUAGAGAUGAUCAGAAGCAAGCCGGCGGCCGUGUUGAUAGGACAGGUCAGACCAUGAAUCCUGUUGUCGUUCAAUUGUUGGACAAUGAAAACUUGGCCGAAAUGGUUCGAUAUCGGCGGAGUCGCUUAAGGGCACAGAUGGCGGAUGAGAGCAUAAGGGAAAAUGAACAAAUCGACAUCAACGACUUCUGCGAACCUCAAGGGGAACUUGUUAUCAAGGACCUUGCUAUCAAGCAACUAUCUUGA